AUGCAACAAGUGCGUCGCGCCAGCGAGGAGAGAGAGAGUCGACGAGAACGAAACGUCACGUAGAGGCUACCUGAGAGGUCGACCGCGGCUGCGUCCGCGAAUCGCGACCCCCCUGACCUCUGCUAAUUAUCCUCGGGCGAUCAGCUUCGUUUCACGCCUGCGAGAGGCGCGAUCGUUUGCAAAAACGAAAGAACGGCCGCGCGAAUGCAGAGUCUCUAGCAAGCAUUCUAUCUUCUAUAAAUCUUCGAUCGAUUCAUCGAUCAGUCGAUGACCACCGAAACGAGACAAGACGGGUCUCCGUCUGAUCUUUAAGUCUUUUUCGUCGAGUCUGUAAGUUUUUCUCUUCUUUCUCCUCUGUCAUGUCAGAUCAGAGUUUUCAAGUCUUCUCUCUCUUUUGCUCACUUAGUAGUUCACUUCUGUUCAGAUCUGUCAGAUCUUACUUUUCUAGGAAGAGCAAGGUACGUUGAUUCUCAAGGUAUCACCGGUGGUUGGAUUUAUUUCCAGUUCGAUGCGUCGGAUCGGACCGACGAGAAUCGAAAAGCUCUCGACGAGAAUAGAAAAGAGUUGGCGAACGGCGGAGAAUCCAGGCGGGGGUCAGGCACCCGCGUUGUGGAAUGGAAGUCAAAGGAAACGGGCCUCGAACGGACGACCACGGGGAAGAUCCGUUUCUCUGGACGAUCUCUAGAACGGGUGCAUCUCGAGUGUUGGUCACCAGUCUCGCGGCUGUCGCUCGAUACUGCGCCGACCGAUUGCCAAAGAAAAUGAGCCUGGACUGCCUUCGAAUGCUCGCCGCGUGCCUAAUCUUCGUGAUGCCACGUUCCCUCACUUACGUUCUACUCUAUCCCAUUUUCAGAUUAGUGUUCGGCAAUUUGUACCCGGCCUACGCGUCGUACAAGGCAGUGAGGACGAAGAACGUGAAAGAAUACGUUUCCGUUUUACUAUGAGAUCAAGACUAUCCUGGUGAUCUGGUUGCUGAGCCCGGCAACCAAGGGCUCGAGCAUCCUCUACAGACGUUUCGUCCAUCCAGCUUUAAUCCGGCGUGAGGCCGAGAUCGACGAGGCUUUAGCACGUGCUACAGAGCAGGGUUAUUCCGCAGUGUUGCACCUUGGAUCGAAAGGUGUGAAUUAUGCAACCACGGUUCUCAUGCAAACCGCGAUCAAGGUAAGUUUUGGACUUACGAGUACAACACUCGCUUACGAAUACCGUAACGAUGAAUCCGACCGUCUUGUCCGAUAGAAAUUCCAAUCAGUCUGUGGACAUGUAUUUAUGAGAAAUAUAAAUAUAAAACGUAAUAAUGUAAACUUCCCUAUUGGUUAAAAGUUUGACACGUAGAUUUAAUAUCAACAGAGUGAUUUUCUUGCUUAGAAUAUUUUAGUACAUUGUCUGAAAUGAAUGUAUCUCUCAUCGUUGUGCAAUGCGAUCAAAAACAUGAAAUUAAACGCUAAAACUAAGACGGGUAAUUAAAACAAAAUUUGCAAGGGAUAGGAAACAAUUUGUGACACAGUAACAAAUACAAGCUCUCAGUUAUUUUACGAAAUUUUACGAAAACAAUAUAUCAUUGUAGAACUUUCAUUUUCCCACUUUCAGCACCUUGAAAGUUCUGAUGAAAUGUUAA
This is a messenger RNA of Heterotrigona itama, 1615 nucleotides long. NCBI's taxonomy places the organism in Eukaryota, Metazoa, Arthropoda, Insecta, Hymenoptera, Apidae. The record is from the annotation of a GenBank genome assembly.